GAUAAAGCUUUGGUUCUGCUAUAAAAGGAGGUUUUCGAACACAAUCCAUUUACUUGAAGGAGAUUCUCGGAGGAAAUAUGUUCCGCCUAAGUUUACUGCUGGUUAUAGUUGGUGCAGCUGCCGUUUUGGGCAACACACUUCCCGUCGAGUUCCUCGAAUGGGAGGGACGCAUCGUCGGAGGUUCGAACGCAGGUUCAGGCCAGUUUCCGUACCAGGUUUCGCUACGCUCGUCCGCAAAUUCUCAUUUCUGCGGUGCUUCGAUCAUCAACAAUCGUUGGGUGCUAACGGCGGCCCAUUGUACGGUUGGCCGAACACUGGCGAACACCCGCGUCGUGGUCGGAACUCAUUUGCUGAAUAGUGGUGGAUUUUCUCACAGCUCUUCCCGCAUCGUUAACCAUGGAUCGUACAAUGCCAACACACUGGCCAAUGAUGUGUCGCUGGUACAGACUGCCUCGGUUAUCGGUUUCAACAAUCUGGCACAGCCUAUUGGUCUGGGUGCUUCCAAUAUCGGCACAGCAACCGGCGCCAUAGCCUCGGGUUGGGGACGUCUAGGAGCUAAUGCUGGAGUACCGAACAACUUGCAGUGGCUGCGCACUAACAUUAUCACGUUGGCUGAUUGCCGCAAUCGUCACUCGGCCGCUAAUCGCGGUAGCGUCUUUGACAACACAAUCUGUACGCUGAGUCCGUCCGGGCAGGGAAUGUGUAUGGGUGAUUCUGGUGGCCCGUUGGUGCAUGGUGGCGCUCAGCAAGGUAUCGUAUCUUGGGGUAUUCCGUGCGGAUUGGGUGCCCCGGAUGUGUUUGCCCGUGUAUCCUCGCACCGAAAUUGGAUUCUGAACAACGCUAAUUAAAGGUAUCGAUGUUUUUACACGAGAAGAUCAAAUGGAUUGGCAAAGAUUGCUCAAGAAAAUAGAAACAUUGUGAUUUUUUUAGAAAUUUAGGUGACGCGAAUUGAUCAAAACUUUGGUACAUUAUAAUGCAUCAUUUUAAUGACAUGUUGUAAUUUUUUCAUGCAAAUAUAUUGACAAGCGACUCGGUGACGAUGCUUUUCUCUGGAAAAAACACGAUUUGCGGUGUGACCUGACAUUCGAAAACUACUAAACCGAUUUGUUUCAAAUUUUGCAUAUACAUUCUAUGUAAAAAAUACCUAACCCUUACGUUGAGUUUUUGAGGGUUUUUUACAAAAUUG
This is a messenger RNA of Topomyia yanbarensis, 1186 nucleotides long. Its product is annotated as chymotrypsin-2-like. The transcript is spliced from 2 exons. The coding region runs from base 78 to 848 and encodes 256 amino acids. Lineage: Eukaryota; Metazoa; Arthropoda; Insecta; Diptera; Culicidae. Gene Ontology annotation, biological process: proteolysis. Gene Ontology annotation, molecular function: serine-type endopeptidase activity. The record is from RefSeq and is a predicted model, not a curated record.